UGGAUUGACAUAUUAACGCGUAAAUGUAGCAUUAGGGGUAAUUAAAAUGUUUUAAAGUCGCCAAGCUCCCUCCUAUUUGACUUCAUUCAUUCCUUCACUCACCACCAAGAAAUAGUGACACUCUCUCUCUCUCUCUCUCUUUGUGUCUGUGCCUAUAAUGGCGGUGAAUAACUUGGCCUUAAUAGUUUAUCUGUUUGCCAUCAUCACUACUACUGUUGUUGGUGAAGAUCCAUACAGAUUCUUCAGCUGGAACAUUACAUACGGCGACAUUUAUCCACUUGGUGUUCGCCAACAGGGUAUACUUAUCAAUGGGCAAUUUCCAGGUCCAGACAUUCACUCGGUAACAAACGACAAUCUCAUUAUCAAUGUCUUCAACAGCUUAGACGAACCUUUUCUAUUAUCCUGGAAUGGAAUUCAGCAGAGAAGGAACUCAUAUGAAGAUGGUGUGUUUGGAACAACAUGUCCCAUUCCUCCUGGAAAGAACUUUACAUACAUACUUCAAGUCAAAGAUCAAAUUGGUAGUUUCUAUUAUUUCCCAUCUCUUUCAUUCCACAAAGCUGCUGGUGCUUUUGGAGGUAUUAGGAUCCUAAGUAGGCCAAGGAUUCCAGUUCCCUUUGAUGAUCCUGCUGGUGAUUACACUCUUCUUAUUGGAGAUUGGUACAAAUCCAAUCACACUGAUUUGAAGGCCCAACUUGAUAAUGGUAAGAAAUUGCCUUUCCCUGAUGGCAUCCUUAUUAAUGGCCGUGGCUCUGGAGGUUCAUCUUUCAAUGUCGAGCAAGGAAAGACUUACAGGCUUAGAAUAUCAAAUGUUGGAUUGGAAAAUUCACUCAAUUUUCGCAUACAAAACCACAAUUUAAAGCUGGUAGAAGUCGAAGGAACACACACCCUUCAAACCACGUAUUCCUCCCUUGAUGUUCACGUUGGUCAAUCAUACUCAGUUCUAGUUACCGCGGAUCAACCCGGUCAAGACUAUUACAUUGUUGUUUCCUCUCGGUUUACUUCUCCGGUACUAACCUCGACCGGAGUUCUUCGCUAUAGCAACUCUGCAGGCGCAGUUUCAGGCCCACCUCCGGGUGGACCUACAAUCCAAAUUGACUGGUCCUUGAACCAGGCCCGCUCCAUCCGGACAAACUUGACAGCUAGUGGACCAAGACCAAAUCCGCAAGGAUCAUACCAUUACGGCAUGAUAAACACAACGAGAACAAUCGUACUUUCAAGUUCAGCUGGACAAGUCAAUGGAAAGCAAAGAUACGCGAUUAACAGUGUCUCUUAUAUUGCCCCCGACACUCCUCUUAAGCUAGCUGACUUCUUCAAGAUAUCAGGUGUUUACCGUCCGGGAAGCAUCUCCGAUAGACCAAGUGGCGGUGGUAUAUACACUGACACUUCUGUUAUGCAAACUGACUACAGAUCAUAUGUAGAGAUUGUUUUCCAAAACGACGAAGACAUUCUUCAAAGCUAUCAUCUUGAUGGCUACUCUUUCUUUGUGGUUGGUAUGGAUGGAGGACAAUGGACAAGUGAUAGCAGGAAAGAGUACAAUCUUCGAGAUGCAGUUUCGCGAUGCACAACUCAGGUAUAUCCAAAGUCAUGGACUGCUAUAUAUAUUCCGCUGGACAACGUGGGAAUGUGGAACUUGAGGUCUGAAUUUUGGGCAAGGCAAUACCUUGGGCAACAGUUUUACUUGCGUGUAUACACAGACUCAACAUCACUGAGAGAUGAAUAUCCAAUUCCUAAGAAUGCAUUACUUUGUGGUAGGGCUACCGGAAGACAUACUCGUCCUCUUUGAUGGAACUACCAACAUGAAUCAAUUCCACUUGGCCUUUUUAGAAUAUGAAAUGAAAAGUAGCUACCUUAUCUGCUUCUUCUUUUGAUUUGAUUUGAUUGUUUAUGGUGUCCGGUUAGGAUUGAAAUGUAUGAUUUGAAUGAAGUAUAAAUGACCCCAACUCAAGGUCACAUUCUUUCCCAUAAGCAAACAAAAACAAUAUAAUCAUAUUCCAUUUGUAAUUUUCUCAUAUUUUAUUGUUAUAAUUACACAGUAAAGGUAAUGAAAAGUUCUGUCAUCCAUUUAGCA
Molecule: messenger RNA, 2068 nt
Organism: Lathyrus oleraceus (garden pea)
Lineage: Eukaryota; Viridiplantae; Streptophyta; Magnoliopsida; Fabales; Fabaceae
Product: L-ascorbate oxidase homolog
Exons: 6
Coding region: 158-1783 (541 amino acids)
Molecular function (GO): copper ion binding; oxidoreductase activity
Source: RefSeq, a predicted model, not a curated record